UAGUACAGAGUACAGGUAAUGAUUCUCCAUUUGACAGGAUGUAGUACAGAGUACAGGUGAUGAUUCUCCAUUUGACAGGAUGUAGUACAGAGUACAGGUGAUGAUUCUCCAUUUGACAGGAUGUAGUACAGAGUACAGGUAAUGAUUCUCCAUUUGACAGGAUGUAGUACAGAGUACAUGUGAUGAUUCUCCAUUUGACAGGAUGUAGUACAGAGUACAUGUGAUGAUUCUCCAUUUGACAGGAUGUAGUACAGAGUACAUGUGAUGAUUCUCCAUUUGACAGGAUGUAGUACAGAGUACAGGUGAUGAUUCUCCAUUUGACAGGAUGUAGUACAGAGUACAUGUGAUGAUUCUCCAUUUGACAGGAUGUAGUACAGAGUACAGGUAAUGAUUCUCCAUUUGACAGGAUGUAGUACAGAGUACAGGUGAUGAUUCUCCAUUUGACAGGAUGUAGUACAGAGUACAGAUUUGAGGUCAACAACUUCUGCAACAUGGGUGGUGGAUAUCUCUUAAUUGAUGAUGUGACGUUCACUGAGAAGAAGACAAACAGAAUCUCUGUCUUGAUGUUGAUUCUCUGUCUUCACUUUGGACUGGUGAAACAGAACACGAUUUUCCCACUGGACAUGGCACCUGAUUCCGUUGAUGACAAAUACGAUGGCUGCAGAGACGAAGCCUUCAAGAGGGUGGAUGACUACUACCUCCCACAUGAGAAAAACACCACCACUAACUUCAGAAGAGCCUGGGACAUAGCAGAGAAACAUGCAUCCAUUCCAACAGAUGGUCUGCAGAAAGUGCAUUCCGUCUCUAUGUAUUUGUACACAAAUAACAAACCCCAACCUCCUUCUGAAUCCAUCUACAUAGACUUCAACAAAGCAGUUCGACAAGGCAGGUAUGGUUAUGGAACAUCAUUCCAGUACCAUUCCCUGCACUUCUAUCUGACUGACGCCAUGCAGAUUCUCAAACAAAGUCAAACAACAUGUUGGACCACCUACCGUAGAACCAAUGUGUAUUUUGAUCAGGAUGUUGUCAACAAAGAAAUGCGCUUUGGUUAUUUUGCCUCAAGUUCUUUACAUAAGACUUUAUACGAUUUUGGAGACACAUCCUGCUUUGAGAUCAACACAUGUUUUGGUGUUAACUUGACAUAUUACUCUGCAUAUGCAAACGAGGGGGAAGUUUUGAUUCCUCCCUAUGAGGUAUUCAAAGUGACCAACAUCCAGACAAAGUCAGCAGUCAGCAACCUGUGGUGGCAAAGUCGUGUACACUCUGAAGAGCACUGGAAAUGGAAGAGUGACCUGAAUUGUAAAGCAAUAGGUAGAAGCUACUGCUACAUGAAGCUACUAACCUGUUCCCUUGUCACAAUAGUGUUCAUACAUUUACAACACUAAAAUAGUGAU
Molecule: messenger RNA, 1394 nt
Organism: Oncorhynchus keta (chum salmon)
Lineage: Eukaryota; Metazoa; Chordata; Actinopteri; Salmoniformes; Salmonidae
Product: ecto-ADP-ribosyltransferase 5-like
Exons: 5
Coding region: 429-1385 (318 amino acids)
Molecular function (GO): NAD+ poly-ADP-ribosyltransferase activity; NAD+-protein-arginine ADP-ribosyltransferase activity
Source: RefSeq, a predicted model, not a curated record